This is a messenger RNA of Arachis ipaensis, 360 nucleotides long. The record is from RefSeq and is a predicted model, not a curated record. Lineage: Eukaryota; Viridiplantae; Streptophyta; Magnoliopsida; Fabales; Fabaceae.
AUGAAGGAGCAAGAGGAACACUUGAGAAUUGUGUUGCAAAUCUUAAAGGAGCAGAAAUUGUAUGCUAAGUUGUUCAAGUGUGAAUUCUGGAAGGAGGAAGUAAAGUUCCUAGGUCAUGUGGUAAGCAAAGAAGGAAUAAUCGUGGAUCCUUCGAAAGUUGAGGCGGUGAUGGAAUGGGAAAGACCAACGAUGGUGACGGAAGUCAGAAGAUUCUUGGGCUUAGCCAGAUAUUACCGGAGAUUCAUUGAAAGAUUUUCCCGGAUUGCACUACCGAUGACUAAGUUGACAAGGAAGGAGGUGCCGUUUGUGUGGAUGUCGGAGUGUGAGAAAAGUGUAUAUUGGGCCAAAAUUCAGCCUUAG